AUGGCACAAGAUAACCGCAACUCUGGAUACGAGGAGCUGGAGGCCGUGGUUGGGGCCCUGGUGGGGGUGCUGGGGGCCCAGCGGGGCCUGCUGGAGUACCUGCCCGCCAUGGGGCACCUGCCCCGCCUCGUGGAGCUCCUGAGGGCCUCCCCCAGCAGCGCUGCCAUCAGGGCGGCCCUCCUCACCCUCCACCAGACGACCUUCUCGCAGGUGUGCUGUGCAGAGCUGCAGACCACGCCUGUGCUGUCUGCUGUGAUGUCUGCACUGCAGACGCGGCCUGAUCUCAUCGCUGUGUCUGUGGAGACUCUGCACAACCUGUUUCUGCACACUCUGCAGCCUGCUGCUCUGCACCAGCAGGCUCUGCAGGUGGGGCUGGUGCAGAGUCUGCUGCAGCUGCUGCAGAGCUCGUCGCUGCCCGUCACUAACCUCGCCGCCACCAAGGCUCAAAUUGUCGCCUGCAUCAAGACAUUGUCCGCGUCACCCCUCUACGGCACACAGGUGACCUCCCUACCUCUACAGCGACGAACGUCCUGCACAGGAAGGACUUAUUUCAUCCUCGUGUUUUCGACGACUGCCGAAGCCACGAUCGCGAAGAAGAAUUCACGUAGCAUCCCCGACUCUGCGAAGUGUACUGCAACCAACGGCAACAGCCAGACCGCCCUCAGCUUCGCCUUGGACUCUAUCGUCUCCACGAGCCCGAGUGAUGUACCACUGUGA
This is a messenger RNA of Hyalella azteca, 717 nucleotides long. Its product is annotated as dnaJ homolog subfamily C member 13. The record is from RefSeq and is a predicted model, not a curated record. Gene Ontology annotation, cellular component: endosome membrane. The coding region runs from base 1 to 717 and encodes 238 amino acids. Gene Ontology annotation, biological process: receptor-mediated endocytosis; regulation of early endosome to late endosome transport; endosome organization. Lineage: Eukaryota; Metazoa; Arthropoda; Malacostraca; Amphipoda; Hyalellidae. The transcript has 5 exons.